Molecule: messenger RNA, 1485 nt
Organism: Haemonchus placei
Lineage: Eukaryota; Metazoa; Nematoda; Chromadorea; Rhabditida; Trichostrongylidae
Source: the annotation of a GenBank genome assembly
AUGGUUCUGGAGGCGAAUGAAAAGGAAAAGCUCGAUGAAGUUGAUCUAAUUCUUGCUGCCGAGGAUGGACAGAUCAAACGCUCACGCGAUCCAAAAAUGUGCCAUCAUAAUGCUCGACAGAAAUGUGCCCACUGUCUUCCGAUAGAUCCAUACGAUGAAGAUUAUUUGAAGUCGAAGGAUAUCAAACAUAUGUCCUUUCAUGCGCAUGUACGUAAACUCACAUCAGGUCAUGGCAAAGGGUCCCAGUUAAAACGUCCGCUGGAGAAUAUAAGAUGUACUAUUGAUUUAAACUGUCCUGCUCACAAACCCUAUCCCAAGGGAGUAUGUACGAAGUGCAAACCACCAGUGAUGACAUUAAAUCGGCAGAGGUAUCGUCAUGUCGAUAAUAUAUUCUUCGAAAACCAAGAUAUUGUGAAUGAUUUCUUGAAUUUUUGGCGCACAACUGGAAAUCAGCGAGUCGGAUAUCUCAUUGGGAAGUAUCAACCAUUUUCGGACGUUCCUCUUGGUAUAAAAGCUGUAGUUGCCGCUAUUUAUGAACCUCCCCAAAACUGCACUCCUGAUAGUGUAGAAAUUCUCGAUGAUCCUAAUGAACAGGCAGUAGAUCGGCUGUGUAACUGGUUGGGAUUAAAACGUGUAGGGUGGAUUUUCACAGACCUUUGGUCAGCUGAUCGAGUGAAAGGAACGGUGCAUUGCACAAGGCAUAAGCACGCGUUUUUCUUGUCUGCUGAGGAAUGCAUAACGGCAGGGUACCUACAGUCUUUACAUCCAAACAUCACCGAAUAUUGUUCGGACCGCUAUUUUGGCUCAAAGUUUGUCACAGUCGUAGCGAGCGGAGAUGAACAAGAACAAGUAAACUUCCAUGGGUAUCAGGUUUCGAACCAGUGUACUGCUCUGGUUCAAGCGGAGCUUCUCUGUCCCACAAAUCACCCCGAACUGGCAUACAUAAGAGAAAAACCACUCAAAGAAUCACAAUACUUGACGGAUGUCCAAUUUACUGAGAAAAACCAGUAUGGCGCGGAAGUUUUGAAAGACGCUCGUCCUUUACCAGUGGAAUUUCUUCUGGUUGACGUACCUACUGGAAUGCCAAAAGAGCCGCAAUACACGUUUUCGCCACCUCCGCCUGUAGCUCGUUUUAAUAUUGAGAACAGAGAUUCGAUGGGAACGACGCAGGGUGGUGCGAAUUUGAGCGCCUAUUGUGCUGAGUACUCUUUGAAUCAGUUCCUCGAGCAGGCCACAAACUUCCACUUCUUGCUGUAUCUCAUGACUAAUCAUUUGGUGCAACUGAGCGAAGUAGAAAUGCAGGUGCUAUGCACAGCUGUCUGCACACAAGAUCGGGAAGCGGCCAUCGAAUGGGCACGAGAAACAGUCAAUUGGCAACAACUUGUUGCACUAUGUCAUGAGCAAGGACGUGGUGAGUUGUACACUCUUUUGAGCAAACGAUUUCGAAUACAUGGUCGAAAGCAUGACUCAUUGACAUCUGCUUGA